AAAUAUGACUUGAACUAUAUAUUAUAAUGAAUACUCUGUGUACAUCUUUGGGAGUGAGGAAAGGUUCAUGGACUGAAGAAGAAGAUUUUCUUUUAAAAAAAUGCAUUCACAAGUAUGGUGAAGGAAAGUGGCAUCUUGUCCCUGCUAGAGCUGGUCUGAAUAGAUGUCGGAAGAGUUGUCGAUUGAGGUGGCUCAAUUAUCUAAGGCCACAUAUAAAGAGAGGUGACUUUGAGCCAGAUGAAGUGGAUCUCAUUUUGAGGCUUCAUAAGCUCUUAGGCAACAGGUGGGCACUUAUUGCUGGUAGACUUCCGGGAAGGACAGCGAACGAUGUGAAGAACUAUUGGAACACUCACUUUCAAAAGAAGUUAAAUACUGUUGCUCCUCCUCCUCCUCCUUAUCGUCAAAAGAUUAAUAAUAAAUGCGGAGAAAUUAGUAAGAAUGAAAUAAUAAGACCUCAACCUCGGAACUUCUCAAGAGCUAAGAAGAAUAUUUCUCAUUGGUGCAACAACAAAAGUAUGAUCACAAACACAUUAGACAAAGACGACGAACUCUGCAAAGAAAUAGUAGUAAAUAUUUGUGACAAGACAACAGGCCGAGAAACAACGUUGUCGUCUAUAGACGACGAUGGAGUUAAAUGGUGGACAAGUUUACUGGAAAAUUGCAAUGAAAUUGAAGAAGAAGAAGCUAUAACUAAUUAUGAAAAAACACCAACAACGUUGUUGCACAAGGGAUACAAUGGUGAAGGCAACUCCAUGGAACAAGGACAAAAUGAUGAUUGGGAUGAAUUUUCGGUUGAUAUUGACUUAUGGAAUCUACUUAAUUAAAGAGAUAUGUAAUGGCAAUAUUAAUAUUGUAAACUUGUAAUAGGGAUGUAAUUGUCCUUUACACUUUAUAUCGCAACUACAAGUGUUAGGAAUGUAAUUUUGAAUAUUAUAGAAUUAUUAUAAGUGCAAGC
Molecule: messenger RNA, 955 nt
Organism: Solanum dulcamara
Lineage: Eukaryota; Viridiplantae; Streptophyta; Magnoliopsida; Solanales; Solanaceae
Product: transcription factor MYB1-like
Exons: 3
Coding region: 27-824 (265 amino acids)
Source: RefSeq, a predicted model, not a curated record